Mauremys mutica (yellowpond turtle) is the source of this 8364-nucleotide messenger RNA. It is a transcript of the gene PLEKHG4, whose product is annotated as pleckstrin homology and RhoGEF domain containing G4. Lineage: Eukaryota; Metazoa; Chordata; Testudines; Geoemydidae. The record is from RefSeq and is a predicted model, not a curated record. Gene Ontology annotation, molecular function: guanyl-nucleotide exchange factor activity.
AUGCAGAGUGGGGCGGGCAAGGGCUUGGAUUACAGCUCCACGCUCAAAGUGGUUCAGUGGUUUAUGCGUAUUUAUAAGAAGAGAGUAAAAGCUUGGGGGGGGGGGGAAGCAUGGAAGAAAGAGAGAAAAAACGCUGCGUUUGGAAGUGAGAGGGCGAGGAUAAAGGAGUUUAGAAACAUGGACUCCGAAUCACUGGACAGGUGCAUACAGAGUACCUUAUCCGUGCUCUACCCUCCGUUUGAGGCCACAGCAGCCACGGUUCUGUGCCAGGUUUUUGACGUGGUGGAGAAGACGUACCGCGGGGAUGGACUGCGCUACCUCAUAGAUUUCCUGAUUCCAGCAAAGCACAUCUUGCAGUGCAUUCAGCAGGAUGCCUGUGUUCAGUACUGUGGAUUGCUGUUCCACCAUGAAGGCUGGCCUCUCUGUGUCCAUGAGAAGAUUAUAGUCCAGCUGGCCUCCAUAGACUGGCGAGCCUUAAAGCCUGGUGACUUCUACCUGCAGGUGGUGCCCUACCUAAAGAAGUCGCCACGAAUAGUACUGAAAUGUUUGGCAAACGACAAACAUAAUGUAGAGGAAGUUGUGGUCCCAGAGGUCUCCUACACCUCUAUUUUUUCUGUGGAAUGGUUGGAGUCCAUCAAUGGAGAGCGGAUGGGUACAGCGCUGGAAAAUUGUUUACUAGCCUCUGAUGAUAAAAUAUUCCGGGUUCCCUGGGAUAAAAUAGUCAAUCCUGAAUUUAUUGAUAAACCAAAAAUAAUUGAAAAUAAUAUCACAGCUCUCAAAAUGGCUAAAGAAUCUUCAAAUUUGUGCUUCCCAAUGGAGCAUCCCAAAUGCAACUCACCGGCUCCUGGACCUCAAGCUUUGCCGGAGCAAGAAGUGAUGCAGGACAAUUUGGUCAUUAGCAGGACUACUCAGGAAUCAGCUGACACCAUUGUUAAUGGUAUGAGUCCUGUGCCCCUGGAGGACUCUGAAAGCGACCCUGAAGGAGAGUAUGUAGAGCUCACGGAAGUUUCAUUGCCAAGAUUUGGGCCACAAGUGGGCUCCUUAACCCAAUCGAUUGCCUUAAAUUCUAGAACUCAGCCCAGACCAAGAGUGAAUGUCUCUAAAGACAAACACAGGCUUAUUGUCCUUCGGGACAGUAGCACAUGUUCAAAGAACUUGGUUUGUUCAACACUCAUACAAAAGCAGCACGGUCAGACGGACACACCGAGGGCCUCUUAUUCAGGGGCUCAUGAAAAUGGAAUUCAUUUGGAAAACAACAAAAGGAUGCGACAUGGUGAAGUGUUACCAAAAUGUCAGCUGGAAUCAAAUGAUCCUGGCAGUGUGGGGAAUUCAGACUCUAACUUUCAUACAGCUGCAUCUCCAGCCAGCAAUGCAGAGAGUUCAUCCUCCGUGGGGCAAGGGGCACACAGUGAGCACACGAUAGACUGGAGAUAUGCAAUGUGCAGUUACAAUGAUGUUUGUGCUGGAGACAGUGCUGAAUGCAAGGAACAAUUAAUAGAGACUCCUGGAAAAACGGAAGCUGAAAAUGAUAGGGCAGAAACUGGGAAAGAAACCACAGAGCCGAGCCCAGAAGCACUUCCAUUGAAUGCUGCUGCUAGGGAGGGAAUGCAAAACCAAGUGAGAGCCCAUGAGCACAGUGACAGCACCCGGGUGUAUUUUGCUCCGGUUUCUGUCACAGGACAUUCCACAGCAAACUGCAGACUUGAGGAAGACUCUGGCAUUCAGAUUACAUCUGAAUCCUCAGGUCUGACAGAACAAUGCUUCCGUUCAUCAGUGGAUGUGCCAGAUAGAAUUGUAGAACACAAUCAUUGCAGUAAUCCGCUAGCAGAACAUUGUCCUCCGUUAAGUCAGCCUGCAAAGUUGAACCGAGGACAAGCAGAGCAGUUCGGAGAGUUAGGCAGUGGAGUUAGUGUUGAGGAAGUCUGCAAAGAGACUGAGGAACCAACAUUCACUGGGAACGAGAAGCAGAAUAGCCAUACAUACUCCUCUGCUGUUGACAGGCGGGUGGAUGGAUACUUGCCACAGGACAAAGGACAGGAAGUCAUGGGCUGUACACAACAGAAAGUAGAAGAAGCCAAACUACUCCAAACCUCUGGGCUAACAGAGAUCAGACAGACAGCAAAACGGCUAGAUAACAAUGGCACAAUGGUAGGAGUACAUACAGAGAGCUCCUGCCAAACUGAAACCAAAAGGGAUAGAGAGAAAUGUGAGGAGAAACAAAGCUGUGUGGAAAUCCAGUGUCACAAAAGUGUAGCGAACUCUGUGCUGUUGCAAACCCCAGCAGAAGGGGUUGGCCUGGAACGUGUGGCAGGACAGGAUUUGCAAGGGGGGCCGGAGAACAAACAAGGUGCUGCUGAACAAGAGAGGUCGUGCAGAAGGACCAUCCCAAAGGCUGGGAAUGAGUCGGCAGCCUUGGAAACUCUAGACAUGCUGAAACCCCAAGCAGAGGAACCGGAGGCCACACUGCCAUCUUCUCCACCUAUGGAUGGGGAUAAUACUAAGAGGCCAAUGCAGCUGGCUGAAUGGAGCAGCAAUUCAAAAUCCACCCCUUCCAAGCAGGAAGCAGCUUCUCAGGAUUCACCUUCUAAAGGAACACGGUUGAAAGGGGGAGAAAAGAUAAAAGAAGAAAUGUGCACUGAUUCGUGCGAGCCAGCGGGUCGACUCUGUUCCCCAGAGGAAGGCUCAGCAGCUGUUAUUCAACAGGAACCCCCCUCUUAUGUGGUACCCAGAAGGUUACAGACUGCACCCGUCACAGCGAAGGACGUGAACCUCGACGUGCUCAGGAGUGGAGUUGCCUGUCUGCCAGGCACCAGAGACAAGUGUGGACGUGCAGUGGCCAUAAUGACCACAAGGAACACGAUCUGGCUAAACCCCCACUGCAACACCACCGAGCUGGUGCGCCUCCUCCUGUACUUACACAGCAUCCCAAGAGCAGAGUGCCGAGCUUUGGGCCUCACCAUUCUGGUAGAUGCUCGUCGCUGUUCACCAGUUCCUGCCCUUUUUAAGGCUUUCAAUUUGCUACAGGACAUGGUUCCUCACUGUAUUCACGGCGUUCUGCUGCUUGUUGAAAGAGAUCUCACUUUUCGGAUGGAGAAGCCAACAGCAGUGCAGAUUGAACUUCUCCCCUCAAUGAAGUCCCUCCACAAGCACAUAGACAGCACACAGCUGCCACUGGAAUUGGAUGGAGCCUUCCCUUACUGCCAUCGGGACUGGUUAAGCUUUCGCAUGAAACUGGAGCAUUUGCUACAAGGAUGUCAGGGCGCUUGUGCGUUCCUGCAGGGGGCCAUUCAGAGGGUGGAGUCCUGUAGAUUACCAGAAAGAGCUGAGGAGGCCGAUGUUUUGUUGAGGAAUUAUAGGCAAUUAAUGAAGAACGUCCUUGAUGACACGCGGCUGGUUAAACUGCAGCUGGAGGGUGGAGCUCUUCUGGCUAGGCUGAGAAAGGAGGAGUCCUGUGUUACUGUCACUGAGGACUACAGAGACGCUCUGGAUGCUGCUAGCACACUUUAUAACCGAGUGGAUGAGGGUGUCCACCUACUGGUGAUGUUGUCAAACAAACGCAUCCAGGAGCUGGAGCUAGUGAUGGAAUUCGAGGCUUUUGAAGAAGGUUUUAGGGAGGUCAGCACUUGGAUCGAGAACAUUGGCGGGAAGCAGCUAAAGGAAAUGAUUGACCUGGACGAUUCUUUGGAGCUGCUGCUUCGAGCACAAAAGCAGUUCAGGGAAUUUGAUCUUGUUGCCAGUGAAUAUUGUAGAAGGGGACAAGAAAUGUUAAAGAAGCUGGACAGGUGGGAAGAUUUUUCCUCUGCAGACUUGCAUGUUUAUGGACUCAAGCUGCAGACAUAUAGAAAUGAGCUGGAGGAGUUCUGCACCCGACUGGAUGACACCAGGAGUCGGAUUGGAGAGACAGUCAGGCUGUACGAAUUCUUCGACAAGGCGUACGAGUGGGCGCUGGAGGGGAUGCGACACCUAGCCUGCAUCAGCAUGGAGGACUGCAGCUCCCCAGAGCACUGUGCGGCAGGGAUCAAGUGUCUGGAAAGCUACAAGGGCCAGCACCCGGAAAUCAGCGAUGCCAAAUUCCAGGAGAUGAAAGAGCUGGCCUGUGAGCUGAAGAGCGACAAAGGGCUGAAGCAGUGGAAAUUUGCAUGGUCCAAGUGCCAGGAGACAAAAGUGGUCUUUGAGAAGAAGCUAGAGGCUGCCCUGAGAACACGAAGGUCUCUGCUCUCUGAGCGGAAGCCAGGUGAGGGGGAGCACUCCCGGUGUGGUGCUGAGAGCAGCCGGCUGUCCCACAGGAGGCACUCGGAGGGAGCCAUCCCCGGGCUGCUUUCAGACAGGAGUCACAGCGUGUCCCAUUUCUACAGCAGGCCAAAUCGUUCUCCUGCGUGGACCAGGGAAAAAGCUCUCUCACCAUCCCUGAGCAGCUCCGGGGAUGUCAAUGCUGGGGAAGAAUUGACCUCCCACGCUGCUCCCGGCAUGAGUCCCCACUUGAGCAGGGUUUCUCUUGGUACAGUGGCCUGCGAGGCUCCAUGCGACAUGCCCGAGGACAAGCCAAACCUGGAGAGUAUUUUAGAAAUUCUUGAGGUGAAUUCAUCCUGCUCAACCACGUCAGCCUCCAGGAGGCCACUGUCCAAGAAGGUGCUGAAAAAGGCCCAAAGCUUUGAUCUUCCCUGCAGUGAGAACCUGCGGUCCAGCUGCCAGAGGACUCUGAGUGAGCCGGCCAGGUACGGCAACACGGGAGUCUUCAUUAAGGGGCUGGAAGUGAGCAGCACGGAGCUUGCGGACAGGACUCACAUGGCACGGCAGCAAGCUGCUCACAGCUGGGCUGCACACUGCCUGCCAGAGGAGCAGAGCAGCUACGGCUCCACGCCAGAGGCCAAGAGCCGGGGCAGCAAACUGCGGCACAUCAUCGACGAGAUGGUGACCACGGAGCGGGAGUACGUGCGGUCUCUGUGUUACAUCAUCGAGAGCUACUUCCCCGAGAUGGAGCGCCUGGACCUGCCCCAGGACCUGAGAGGGAAGCGCAGCGUCAUUUUCGGGAACCUGGAGAAGCUCUACGACUUUCACAGCCAGUACUUCCUGCGGGAACUGGAGAGCUGCUGUAACCAUCCGCUGCGCGUCAGCCACGGCUUCCUCAGACACAAGGAUCAGUUUGGGAUGUACGCAUUAUACAGCAAAAACAAACCCAAAUCCGACUCGCUGCUGGCCAGCCACGGGAACACGUUCUUUAAGUUCAAGCAGGUGCAACUGGGGGAUAAAAUGGAUCUCGCCUCCUACCUGCUGAAACCCAUCCAGCGCAUGAGUAAAUACGCCCUGCUGCUGAAGGACCUGAUCAAGGAGUGCAGCGAGGCCCAGGAGCAGGAGCUGGGCUACCUCCGAGCAGCGGAGGAGAUGGUGAAAUUCCAGCUUCGGCACGGCAACGACCUGCUAGCCAUGGACGCCAUCCGAGAUUGUGAUGUGAACCUCAAGGAGCAGGGGCAGCUGAUGCGGCAGGACGAGUUCACCAUCUGGCUGGGCCGCAAGAAGUGCCAGAGACACGUCUUCCUGUUUGAGGAUCUGAUUCUCUUCAGCAAGCCCAAGCGGAUCGAGGGCGGCUUCGACGUGUACAUCUACAAGCGCUCGUUCAAGACGGCAGACAUCGGCCUGACGGAGAACACCGGGGACAGCGGCCUGCGCUUUGAGAUCUGGUUCCGACGGCGGAAGUCCAGCGAUACGUACGUCCUCCAGGCCAGCACAGCGGAGACCAAGCAAGUCUGGACCAAGGACAUUGCCAAGAUCCUGUGGCAGCAGGCCACCCGCAACAAAGAAAUCCGCAGGCAGGAGAUGGUGUCCAUGGGGGUAGGGAACAAGCCGUUUCUCGACAUCACGCCCAGCGAGGCAGCUAUCAACGACCGCGCCAUCGAUUACAUCAUGAAGGGCAGAGGAGCUCGGACGAGGGCCUCCAUCGCGGUGUCGCUGUUUGACCACUCCAACCCCUACAAGAGAAGCCAGACGCCGCUCUCCGCCGGCAGCACCCCUGCCUCCUACAGCCCGUCCUCCUCCUCCCUGCUCGGGCCCCUCAACCUGCACGUGUACCUGGAGCAGACCCUGCUGCCGGGCGUGCUGGCCCCCGGCCGCCCCUGCAUCGAGGAAGAUGAGCAGGAGCACGAGACCAGCAGCCAGCCUUCGCUGACCACGGAGAGCUCCGAGUCCUCCCAGUGCAUGUCGGGCAGCGGCUCCAGUGGCUCCGACAGCGGCUGUGUCUCCGGCGUCCCCCAGGAAAGCUUCUGUGACGAUGUGGGCUCGCCGGUGUACCCGCCGCUGGGCUCUCGGCACAGCUCCACGCUCGCCUCCCCGCUGGACGAGAACCCCAAAUUCGCUAAAAGCCAGUACAGGUCUGCGACAGCAGGCCCGGUCACCGUGAGCCCCUCGACCGUCGUGUGAGCCCCUCUGCACAAGGGUUCUGCCUGAAGACGCGGAGCUGUCUGAUCGCUGCUUCCACGGAACCCACGGAAGAGUCCACGUCUCUGACCAGCACGAGGAGACUGCCGGCCUUCCGGGAGAUGGUCAAGCACAACCACAGGCUCCUCAAACCAAGAACUGGCGCGUGGCUGGGGAACGCCCCAAUUAGCGCCCUGUUACCUCGACACCAUCGCUGGUGCGUUGGAGGGGCAGUUAGUCCUUAUUUAUAAAUGUGUUAACAAGUAACAUAGCGAUUUGCAAAGCGAGAGUGUUUUGGAAGCUCUGGACUGUACAGACUUUGUUACUCGUUCUGUUCUUCGUGCCGCACAGUUUAUAGCGUUUCUGGAAGGGCUUGAGGAGGAAACGAGGUAUUUAAUAAAAGUAGCGUCGUUUGCCGUUUGGGCUGCCUGCUGCAGGGCCGUGCGAGAGCAACGGCCUCCCCUCGGGCUUAGCUUGGCCGAGUGCAGCGAUAAUUUAUUUCCCUGGCGUGACCCUUUUGUUUUACUAAAACCAGGUUCGUUGUUACUUCAGGUGCUUGCAGUGCUGAGCUGCUCCCUGCCUUAGUACCACUAUCAGCUGUCAGUGAUAGUCUGACACCUCCCUGUCUGGCUGCUGGGAAUAUCGACAGCCCACAGGGCCUGAGUGGGGAGCCCCCAGCACAGCAGAGAUGCCAGAGCAGGUCAAAGGCGACGGCAGUGGGAGCAGCCCUGCAGGGUACAGCGGGACAACCCAGCUAUGCUCUCCUGGCUCUGCAGCACGUCUGGGUGUAGAGAACAUGCUGUCCCAUCCCAGCUUAGCUGCUGUCUUGGUGGCAGACCACACAGGCGGCAGCCUGGGCCUGCUGCUAAAAUCAGCCCAGCAUCUAACAGCAUGAGGCGUAAGUGGCAAAGUCAGCAGCAUGGCGAGGCUGUUGCAGAAGGAAAGGGGACGUGCCCAGGGUAGAUGGGUGGACAUGGAGUAUGAUGGCCCAGUCUGCCAGGCGUUGUGUGUUCUAGUCCCAUUCAGAUACCCAGCCCUAGCAUGUGGUGGCGUUAAUCAAAGCAGCGCUGGCCAGAGCCCAUGUCUGAGCACAGCCUCCAUCGUGUGGAGCCCAGAUUAUUAUGCCACUGAAACAGUAAAGGCCCCAGCUUUAAUUUAGUGUAAUUCCAGUAGAGACCAACCUUUGCCUGUAUGUGAUGCGCCCCUUGGGACAGUCAGUAAUGUUUGAGCUCCUUGGUAGGCGCAGUCAGGAAAGUUUGGGUUUGUUUGGCUUGCAAGACUUUCAUUUAACAUGUAGACGGGGACAUGCUAACAGAGAGCAUGUUUACUUAUGGCUUCUUCGAUUGCUGCAAACCUUUAUCCCCCAGCUUUCGCAACACGUACACGCAUCACACUUGGCCUUAAGGAUAGUAGGGACCAGCAACUGUGUAACUGGUUUCUCCACAUAGCUGUUGGGUUUGGUCCAUUCACAGUUCUGUGCUUCCCAGACUCAUAAAUGCUAAACCUCAUGGGCACCCAUUUAGCCUUUGCAUAUUAGCCCUGUUCCUUUGCCUUUGGAAAUCCGUGUAAUGUACAUGUGACACUGCUUUGAUGUUCUUUUAAUAAGCUGACACUUUUUCAGUCUUAUUCCUUCUUAGAUGUCAAAAUGGAAGAUGAUUGACAUUUUUUAUACAAUAAUGCGGGGUAAACAAUUGGCCAGGCAAGGUUUUAAAACCUAUUGUGUAAAAAUCUCUAGCUAAUUCUAAGCUUUGUACGUCAACCAGUGCUAGCGAAUACCACUAACGAGGGAAAGCCGUUAAACCAAGGGGGACAUGGAAGUACCAUUGUGACCAAUUUCUGAAAUUCCUGUUAAAGAGGUUUCUGCAUUGCUGGAAGAAUCUUUAGAAAUGUUCAGCUGCCACCUGGUUUGCCAGGAUUUGAUUUCACGACCUAAUAAAGGUUGUUUUCUUUGUA